ACUACGGAUGUGUCAGGGGAAAGGCAUCGCUUGGUCUCCUUAACAUUUUCAUCGGGUCUUUCAUUGGUUUUCCUCUGUCUCCGUGGACUCUGUUCUGUCAGUCCCGCCUGUGGAGCAAAAUCUUCUUGGAAUGGUCUUGGAAUGAGAACUCUCGCACUAGAUGUUCAGUGUUUCUAACCCACACGUGACAAUGGCCCACCACCAUGACCUCAAAGCUGGUUGCUGACCUAAAGGAUGCUGGGAAAUACCAAGCGCUUUUUUGGCAGCAUGGAGGACAAAGACGGUGAGGAUGAGGAAGAUGAAGAGGAGAGGUUGAGGAGGGGAAAACAAAAUGGGCUGAUAGAUCUGGGAGAAAACGAAUAUCAGAACCGAGGUGGACGCAAGACAGAUGGGUCUAAGCCAGCGGCCGUUGUGAUUGGCUGGCAACGAGGAGAGAGGCAACCGAGGGCGGUCAAUUCUGCCCAAAGAGGAAUUCCUCAUAUGCCCAGUCAGCCGACUCUGUAUCAUCAGACGACCAAUCAGCCGAUAUAUCAUCCAGUUUUGACCAAUCAGCAGUCCCGGAGGCGUAUGAUGGAGCGGAGUAUGACCACGGUCACACCUGUAGAAGACUCGCAUCUCGCCGUGAUUGUGUUCAGAAUUGGCAUACCUGAUAUCAAACAAACGAAGUGUUUGCGCUUUGAUCCGGAUUCCACCGUUUGGUGUGCGAAGCAACAGAUUAUUUGUUCUCUCAGCGAGACGUUGUGGGACGUCUACAAUUAUGGCCUUUUCCAGCCAGCUGGAGAAGGAAGAGAUGCCAAGUUUCUGGAGGAAGAGCGUUUGCUGGGAGAAUUCUCACAGUCCCUGGAGAAGGGUGUGCCCUACCUGGAGUUCAGAUAUAAGACACGAGUCUACAAACAAACAAACCUAGAUGAGAAACAUCUGGCCAGACUCCACACCAAGGCCAAUCUGAAGAAGUUUAUGGACUAUGUUCAGACUGGAGCAGUGGAGAAGCUGGGUAAAGCUCUGGAGAAAGGACUGGAUCCGAACUACCAUGACACUGAAAGCGGAGAGUCUCCGUUAACCCUGGCUGUUCAAGGGACUUUGAACAUUGAAGGGAUUCAUGUUCUUGUGCUAAACGGAGCUCAUAUGGAUUUCCGGUCUAGAGACGGACUCACACCCCUGCAUAAAGCAGUCAGAGCACACAACCAAUCUGCACUUCUGGUGCUGCUGUCUAUGGGAGCGUCUCCAGAUUACAGAGAUCGCUGUGGUCAAACGCCGCUAUACCACUCUGUGCUGACAGGGGGCGACACCUCCUGUUGUGAAACACUGCUGUACUAUAGAGCACGACUGGGGGUCAGAGAUGAAAACGGUUGGGAUGAGUCGCACCAGGCGUGCCAGCACGGUUUUGCCCAGCACUUAGAGCACCUCCUGUUCUAUGGAGCAGACACCACAUCCCAGGAUGCAUCAGGGAACACCGCCCUCCACAUAUGUGCCGUUUACAACAAGGAGAGCUGCAUGCGGGUUCUUCUUUACCGAGGAGCCAAAAAGGAGAUAAAGAACAAACAUGGUCAAACCCCUUUCCAGGUUGCUGUGAUGUCUGGCAAUUUUGAGCUUGGAGAAAUCAUCAAAAAUCACAACGACAUGGAUGUGGUUCCUUUUUUAGAAACCCCUAAAUAUUCUCCUCACUUCAUGGAUGGUGUGCCGAAUCAAGCCAUCACGGCCGGCCUUCAGCAUCCCCACCCGCUGACGCGUGCCAAGAGCGAGAACAUCGUGACAUCAACCCCAGCGGACCCCUCGCUUCAGCCCACCCUCACUUCCAACGUGCCACCUUCACAGACUCAACGGCGGGCCUCAUUCGCUCUGAGGAGUUCCAGCAGUCCACGUGGAGCUCGCACCCGCUCUCCAUCACGCGGGAGAGAGGGAGGAGAGGUUGAGGAGAAGCCGCAGAAACAGCGAGGAAGGCAGGGAGUGGUCGGAGGUCAGAGGAAGAGGCUGUACAGUGCUGUUCCAGGUCGCGUGUUUGUUGCGACACGUUCUCACUCCGCUCACGGCGAACGCGAGAUCAACCUCAGCAAAGGAGACAAGGUCAAAGUUCUCAGUGUGGGUGAAGGAGGAUUCUGGGAAGGUACGGCGAAGGGUCGAACCGGCUGGUUUCCGGCUGACUGUGUAGAAGAGGUGUUGCCACAGAAUCAAGAACAGCCAACAGAAAGCCGCAGUGAGAAAGCGAAGAGGAAGCUGUUUCGUCAUUACACCGUAGGAACGUACGAAGGUCUCGAGGUGCCCAGUGAUUACAUCAUCAAGGAGAAGACUGUACUUCUGCAGAAAAAAGACAAUGAAGGCUUUGGUUUUGUUCUCAGAGGGGCCAAAGCCCAGACUCCAGUGGAGGAGUUCAGCCCGACUCCAGCGUUUCCUGCCCUGCAGUACCUGGAGUCUGUGGAUGAAGGGGGAGUCGCGUGGAGGUCCGGUCUGCGGAUGGGGGACUUUCUGAUAGAGGUGAAUGGAAUGAAUGUGGUUAAGGUGGGACACAGGCAGGUGGUGAACACGAUCCGUCAAGGUGGGAACAGCCUGAUGGUGAAGGUCGUCAUGGUGGCGCGGAAUCCUGAGAUGGAGGAAAUGCCUAAAAAGAAAGUUCCUCUGCAAAGUAAGCGACUGACCCCCCCAGCUAUAUCGGUUCGCUCCAAAUCCAUGACUUCAGAACUGGAGGAGAUGGUGGAUAAAGCAGCUUCACCAUGGACCAAUAAAUCAGAUCACACGGAGAGCUCUCAAGCAGCUGAGAAGAAGAGGAGUGUCUAUCAAAUGGCUCUUAAUAAACUGGAUGAGAUUCUGGCUGCUGCUCAGCACACAAUUAGCACGUCUGACUCUCAGGGUCACAGAGGUCACGGGGGCAAGAAGGAACGAAACAAGGGCUUUAAUACUAAUGAGCAAACAUUUGAACAAUCAGGUGUUGGCAUGAUGUCAUCAGGAUCUGGGUAUGGUUAUAACCAAGCCCAGUUUUCAUCAGGCCAUUCAACUCAGCGUGCUGUGAUGAUGCGUCAGAAAUCUAUGGGAGGGACCGAGGAGGAGAGGGUACAACUUCAUCCUCCUACUAUGAAGUUGUCCCGCAGUCUUUCUGUGCCUGGACCGGAGGACAUCCCCCCUCCGCCCGACACCUCAGCGCCUGAGCCACCGCUUUCUGCCGGUGGCCACACAGACCGGAGAUCUGCCCCAACACAUUUCUAUAGUGUCCCUCCACUUCCUCCAUCACACCAUCUGCCUCACAGCCAGACACAGCACCGGGUUCCACCCAACCGGAGGGGGGAUACAGAUCCCAACAAGAUGAGUGGAGCAAGAAUGGGUGGCCUGAGACGUGGAUAUAGCAACGCCACACCCCCCUCUGACAUGAGCAGCAAGCCAUCCACCGCACAGCGUAACCAAGUGCCGGCGGUGGCCAAAGUCGCAAGUCGGCAGGGAGGGAAGGGGCUGUUAGUGAAGCAGCGUAAGGUGGAGGAAACAACUGGCAAAGUGGAGAAAUGUUCUAUUGCAAUCCCGACUAUUAUUGUUAAAGCACCAUCUACCAGCAGCUCUGGACAUAGCAGCCGUGCGAGCAGCGAGGACCCCGAGCCACCUCCUGAGCCUACUGAGGAGCAGAUGGAGGGAAAGCCUCAAAACGCUGUCCCGACUCCCACUCCUCCCCCACCACCCAGUUUGCCACCGAAACUGGAAUCACUGGGCAGGAGCACAGCACAGCGAGAACGGGAGCGCUAUCGCGAUUCCCGUCGGAGAAGCGCCUCCUUCUACUAUUCCUCUGAGGAGGACUUGUUGGACGAGCAUGAAUCUACUCAGAGUUCCGUGGAGCCCAGGUCCUCCGCUCCACGUCUACGUCCUUCCAAAUCUAUCGACGAAGGAUUGAUCUCUGGUGACGCCUUAAGCAUGCCGCCCGCGUUUGGGUUGCCGCAGUACGCAUCAGCUACACCUCAUCAGGCCACUACCUUUAUCCACCCUUUGACGGGCAAGGUUCUUGACCCAACGAGCCCGCUGGGACUCGCGCUGGCGGCGCGCGAACGAGCGCUUAAAGACGACCGCCGCACGCGUAGAGAUGAUCGGCACUUCGGUAGGCAGCUGUCCAGCACCGGAGCAUUUCCUUCUGCCGCCUCGCCUCCCAAUCAGAAACCAUUGCCUCCUUACUACAUAUACCAGUCACCCGCCUCACUCAACACGUCUGCAACAACAGGAGGGCCGAUGUCCCAGAGACGUCCACCGUCUCCGAGGAUGCUGAGAUUAAGUGGUGGUGGCAUGGAUUGCGGGGAAUUGAAUGAGCAGGGUGUCAUGGACAGAGAGGAGAAAGGAGCAUCCAAGGUGCGGUUUACAGAAAAUCAAGCCGGUCAGUAUCAGAUUAAUAUUCAGGACAACAGAACCAAUCAGUACCACACUUACCUGCGAGACAGAGAGAGGGAGGGGUACAAAAGAAUACCGCCCAAGCCUCCACCCCGAAGACCAUCUUUUUUAGACAAGGAGAUCGAACCUGGGACAGCAGACAAAAAUCCCAACUUUCAAGAGGUAGAGAGAAGAGACGACAGGGGUAGACAAAAGAUGGCAGAUGGUGGGAUGGAGAGGGAAGGAGAAAGGGAGGCAAAGAGAGGAAGGAAUCUUGAGGCUGGAGAUGCUGGAGAUGUGAUGGUGCUUCCACCUCCUGCUCCAUCCAUGGAUGUAGACGACGAGUUUGUCUUUGCAGAGCCCUUACCUCCCCCUAUCCAGUUUGCAAACGGAAUCGAAAUGGACAGACGUGGAUAUAAUCAACAACAGAAGGAGCUGUCAGGAUCUUAUUCGCUCCCGGAGCAAACGCUUUCCAAACUCCCGCAAGAUACCAUUUCCCUACCAGACAACCCUCAUGUUGACUCACAGCAGACACCGGCACAUCCUUCUGCUAUGGUUCUUCCCUUUUUGUUUCCGCCAUCUCCUCUAAUCCCACCUCCCCAGCUCUGUCCCAAAAUACCACCACCAAACGCACCUCAGGGCUACUCCCAGAAUCCGUCACACCCGAACACCAACCAACCUCAACCUUUACAUUCACCCCAGGCGGGAGACUCAGCCGCGUCCAGUCUUACAUCGUAUGACAGCGAGGUGGCUAAUCUCACUCAGUCGGCUUUAUCUCCGUCACUUCCCUCACCUCAAAUAUUCCCUUCCUCCAGUUCUCCUUCUGUCCCAACCUCAGCAUCUGAACCCACGUCGCUGCAUAGGCCUCUACCCCUUUUCUACCCGCCCCAAGGCCACAGUAAUGUUUCUCAUUCAUAUCCUGCAGCAUCUGUCACCACAACAAUGAAUUCUGUAAUCACAGGGGGUCGACGUCCCGCUGCGGUCAAGAGCCGUGAUUGGACGGAACCCGUGGUGGAUUCUGGAAUCGAAGAACUGGACAGUCACAGCAGCAGCGAUCACCACGUGGAAAACCUGGCAGAGCGAAGAGAGAGAGAAGGGGCUCGAGAGCAAGAACGUGCAGCGGGUCAGAGGAGAGAAAGUAUGGAGAGCGGUAUCGAUGGGUUUAAAGAAGACAGAAGAGUGUCACUGGAUCUGUCUCAUACUGAGAAAAUCACCCAAAAGAGGAACAUGUACAAGACCAAACCUCCCAACCCUCCGCCGGCCAAACCGCAAAUGCACAGUGUGUCGAAAUUUCAUACAGAGAACGGUCGAAGCGGACCUGUGCUACAACGGCAGGCCAGCACUGCUCCCAACAUGUACAGGUCAAGAGAGGUGGAGGAACAUGAACAAGUAAGAGGAGGUGAGGGUGCGGGCAAGAUUCCGCCAUUUAUGGACCGCCAUCUGAACUCACCUCUCUCUAGCGUAAAGGCCAGCAUCAUUAAUGAGCUCAGCAGUAAACUACAGCAGCUAGGAGGCUGGCAGAAUCAAGUGCCACCACAAAAUCACAGGUUGUCCGGUGAUCCCACGGCCUGCGCGCCUCUUCACCCUCCCUCUGCACAAUCAUUCCAGCGUCCAUUCUCUCCAAACUCUUUAACAUCCAACCACCCUGCUGAAUGUCUAAACCUCAACCCUGCACCCUCAUCUCCUCUUCCUCUUCCUCUGACCUCUCUAACCCCAGCCAUAACUCCCAUCCCAAUACCUCUGGCCCCGAUACCACCCGCACCUCCUCUCAAAGACUGGACGCCUUCUAACUCUCCGAUCUCUUUUCCUCACGGUGUUCUCUCCCCUCCGUCAUUACCUCACGCCCCCCUCUCUCCCCUCUCCCUCGCUCAUGCACCCCUGUCUCCACCAUCGCUACCUCAUCCACCCAUUUCUCCAAUAUCGCUCUCUCAUCCACCUCUCUCUCCCUCCGCUAUCUCCCACUCUCCUCUCUCUCCAUCGUACUCUCCCUAUCCUUUAUCCCCAAAACUUCGAUCCAAAUAUCGCGCUAAAGAGUUUCAGUUCUUCGGGCCGGAGCUGCGUCGUGCUGAAUCUCAUUCGUACUCCCAGCGCCGGCGAGCACCCAGUCCUCUCAUCUCCUGCUCGGACCACCCUCAACCUGGACCUCCCCGACCAUCCUCGCUCCCCCUUUUUCCAUCCGCACCACUUUACAGCUCUGCAUACGAAAUGCAGCCCCCUCUAACGCCCCCUCUGGGUGUAGCACAUCACUUCUCUGAGCACUUUUUCCCCCAAACUUCUGCUCUCUUCCCACUCCCCUCCCCCGUGGCUCCUCAGAACGUGCUGGUGUCAAGCUCUCUCUCCCCCACCCACUUCCUGUCUGGUGGCUCCUCCCCUUCCUGUAUAAGCUACCCGCCCCUUACUCCGCAUCCACCCAACCUGCCCUUUGUGUCCAAGCCUCUCCCCUACUGGAGCAAAUACGACGUUGCCGAUUGGCUAACAUACCUGAAUCUGUCCGAGCACCGGGAGCGUUUUCUCGACAACGAGAUCGACGGCUCCCAUUUGCCGUCUCUGACGAAAGAAGACUUCCUGGAUUUGGGCGUGAGUCGGGUCGGCCACCGCAUGAACAUUGAGCGUGCACUUAAGAGACUUACAGACAGGUGAGAUAGGAGAGUUUAAGCGAAGCUCAGACAGCAACAUGUGGAUGAGUGUAGUGAGGAAAAGAGUGUUUGUUUGUUUCGAUUUUUCACUGUCCACAUUAAAUGCUUCCUAACAUUUUGCUGUGCAUGGAUAAAUCUGCCUGCAGCUCAACUCCACAAUAAAUGAGUAUUCUGCCCUCUGUUUUCGUACGCUUAAGAUGAAGUUAAGUAAAUGAUGGAAGAUUAAAUCUGAUCUCUGUUAGAUUCUUGUGAUCACAAACUAAUUUUUGUCUCUUUUGACAUUUGUACAUACAGGGUAAGUUGCACCACAGGAUUUUGUGGAGAUUUUUUGUGAUUUCGGCUUGAUUUUUAAGUGGGUUUACACAAUUUUUGCGAUGACAACUGUGGGGAGGGUUUUUGGGGCUGGAGGGAGUUAAAAAUACAACUUGAACUACUCGCAAGCAGAGUUCUUUAAAACUAACACCUGUGAAAACAUUUUUAAUUAAUUUCCUAUAGUUAAAAGGCAUGCAGGAGAUUAAUACUUUAAUAAUGCCUUCAAGUGCUCUCUGAAAUUUGAUAAUUCCCACUUCUUAUGUCAUGAUUCGGAGCUGGUUGUGUUCAAGUGCUUUGUUGUCGGAAAGAAUGGAGGGAGCCAAAUUCAUGCUUGCGUGUGUCUUGGGAAAAUGUAGUAUGGUAAUAGUUUUCAACCAUACAUCCUACAGUACAGUUUUACUAGUCAGCUUGUGGAUUAUUCUGCAAUAUUGGUGAAAUAGCCUACAUGCUGUUUUCACAGUGCAUAAAACAUACAGUAUGAUUCAUAUAUGUAAAUAUGUACUAAUUUGACGACAAGGCUAUGAAACUGUUGCGGAAAAACUAAUAAAUCUUAUCCGUCACAGCAGUAAUCCACCAUGUUGAUUGUGUAAUGCCGCCCAUCUCGGGAACUCGGGUUUCAAAAUAAUUUCCCAACUUCCCAGUGGGACACGCAACAUCGGGCGGUCAUUCGCAUUUUUGUUCCCUGGAAACUCAUGUUUGCAAUAAUUCCGAGAGCACCUGAAGCUAGCAUACCUCAGAUCAAACAACCAGUAAUGUUUCGUUUUAUGUAGCUUCCUGUUUAUGGUUGUGGAUAUGUCCCUGUGAUAACAGACCCCGAUGCGUACACAAACGUUUCAAAAUUUUACAACAACCAUACUUUUAAGAAAUCAGCGUUGUUGUUUCCAGGCAUAUUGUUUAAGAACGAGGCACACACGUUGUUGAGGAUCUCUGCUUGACGUUGGGAGCUGGUUUUGACGGAUUGCACAAUGCGAUGAUGCCAUGUCUUCGGCCAAAUUAUGCGGAAACUCUACGUCAAUCUCCAAAUUUUGCUAGAUUAAUGAUCCUUCUUGGUGCAACCCACCCAUAGUUAUAAACAUGUUUUGUUUUAUACAGUAAUAUAGAUAUUUAUUUUAAAUAUUUCAUUUAAAACAUGCACAAAAUCAUCCAUUUUGUCCAUUACACAUCCUUUGUUGUGUGCGGCAUGGCAUUUAUAUUUCUGCUAACACAAUGGAGCCCUAUAAUUAUACACAUAGCACUUACGUGACUUACUUUUCACGCUGCGAAUUCUUCAUCUCAGUCUAUAGAUGAUAGAUUUUAUCUAGCACUUUUCUUUCUUACCUUAUCUUAUGAGCUCUGCCUCGUUUUUGCCCCUGUGCAUCUCUCCAGGCUUUCCUCUGCUUUCUCUGUCUCCACUGUUUCCUCUGAAGGGCAGAAUGAACGUAUGAAAGAUGAAGCCACUCAGAGCUAGAGGAGAGUUAGGAUGAGGUUAGACAGAAAUGCUAAGACGUCCACUGAUGGACGGAUACGGACUGGAUGUGGAAGAGACAGAAACGCUCUGGAAUACAGAGUUAAAGUUACGUCCUCGCUUCUAGAGCUGAAUUUUUUUCUGAAUUUUGGGUUUGAAUUUUUCUGCGUUGAGCCGGAUGGUGAAACGUCGUCAGACGGACAGUGAAAAUGUGCUUCUUUCAUUGUUUUGGUGAUGACUAGAUCAAGCGUAUGAUGAAUUUUAAUAAUAUCAUUAUUAAAUAAACUCUUAAAAAAGCUGCUUCAAAAGGAGCUUCGAUGCCAUGGAAGAACCUUUUAGCUCCAUAAAGAACCCUUAAACCUUUCUGUUUUACAAAACGUUCUUUUUGGGAAAAAGGUUCUUCAGAUUAUAAAAAGGUAAGAAAGAGAUGGUUCUUUAAAGAACCUUUGACUGAAUGGUUCUUUGUGGAACUAAGAUGGUUCUUCUAUGGCAUCGCUGCGAAAAACCUUUUAAGCCUUUCAAGUGUGUACUGUGCAUAUUCACAUAGCAUCAGGCAUCGUUCAUCUGAUAAUAAUUAUGAUUAAAGUCAACAUGAAAUUUAAUUGACCCAAUUUACUGUCGUAAUGCACAUUCUUGUUUUUUUCCAAAGAAAAUAAAAAAGUUAACUUUUCAGUAUUCAAGCAGUUCCUAAUGGUUAGCUUUUAUUUAUUCUCAUAAAAUACUCUAGUCCUAUUAAAAAAUACAGAAUCAGCCUACAGACAUAAAAUGGGUUGCAAGCAUCUCAUGUCGACUUUAAACAGUAAAAGGAAAAGACAUCGCAAUUCCAAUAAUAUCCAUAUAAGAAUUAAGUAUGUAAAUGUUUUAAUACCAUAAGCAGAAUCAGUCUUCCAAAGAUCAAAACACAAUGAAAGAAUCCAUUGUUUAUAUAGCUUAAGUGCGCUCUGUUCAACACACAAACACACAUUGACCAUGUGCGUGUCUGUAUGUGUGCUUGUGUGUUUGUUAUGCCAGUGGUGGAUGUUUUAUAGGAGUAAAGCAUAACUCAAUUUCAUUUGAAAAUAUAUUUAAGGAAAUAGGAACAAAGGAAAUAUACAGUACAGUAUAUAUAUAUAUGUGUGUGUGUGUGUGUGUGUGUGUGGAGAUGUAUGCAGAAUUUAAAGGUAUAUAUAUAUAAAUAUAAAUAUCAGAUAUUUCUAUUGUUCUGUACAAUAAUUGAUGAAUAU
Messenger RNA from Triplophysa dalaica, 9947 nucleotides. Its product is annotated as SH3 and multiple ankyrin repeat domains protein 2. The coding region runs from base 235 to 6972 and encodes 2245 amino acids. Lineage: Eukaryota; Metazoa; Chordata; Actinopteri; Cypriniformes; Nemacheilidae. Gene Ontology annotation, cellular component: postsynaptic density; dendritic spine; postsynaptic membrane. The transcript is spliced from 27 exons. Gene Ontology annotation, molecular function: synaptic receptor adaptor activity; ionotropic glutamate receptor binding. The record is from RefSeq and is a predicted model, not a curated record.